AUGGACGUUUUAAGUGCAUCCGACAAAGUUUUUGAUACGAUAGACGAAGCCUUGCUAGAUCAGAUACACGCCUCGAUUGUCGAAGUAGGGAAAUACCGGCUUAGAGAGAUGGAGGUCCAGAUUCAACACCUGGCUGAGGUAGAAGCAAUGUCGAUAGCUACAACCUCGGUAGAAAGCACAACAAUACGUGUUAACAGCGACCGGCCAUUGUUCCCAAGGUUGCCACCUUGUGCGACGCCGGCCGCUGCUCCCCUUUCGGAAGACGAGGACGAAGUCCCGACUCGAAACGUAUUGAAAAAACAAGCGCAGUUACUCGUCGAUACCAAAAGCCGUCGUAAAGGAUUCGCUUUCAGAAGAUGAAUUGUGUGAAACUUUCAUCUUUAUUCGAAAAAUUAUUAUUUAACGAAAAUGACAGAUAAUAUAUCAUAAUAUUUAAAUCAAAGUAAUGGAGAGGAAGUAUUUUUCUUUUGUAAUUCUUCCCUGAACACUCACAAUAUAAAAAAAAUUUUAACGACCCUGGUACAUUUCCAUUUCCUUUAGUAGUUUAGUGUAAUUUGUUUUUCAUAUCCCAAUACCUGAACAUAUAUUUAUUUCCACAUUUUUCGUUCCACCCUGGUAAAAAAUGUUUCA
Messenger RNA from Vollenhovia emeryi, 630 nucleotides. RefSeq lists its product as uncharacterized. The transcript is spliced from 3 exons. Lineage: Eukaryota; Metazoa; Arthropoda; Insecta; Hymenoptera; Formicidae. The coding region runs from base 1 to 360 and encodes 119 amino acids. The record is from RefSeq and is a predicted model, not a curated record.